Molecule: messenger RNA, 3525 nt
Organism: Haliotis rufescens (red abalone)
Lineage: Eukaryota; Metazoa; Mollusca; Gastropoda; Lepetellida; Haliotidae
Product: anoctamin-7-like
Exons: 24
Coding region: 179-2866 (895 amino acids)
Biological process (GO): chloride transmembrane transport
Cellular component (GO): plasma membrane
Molecular function (GO): protein dimerization activity; chloride channel activity
Source: RefSeq, a predicted model, not a curated record
UAUCGGUCACAAUAGUUGUGUGUAGCGCUGUGCACAAAUGACAGUGGGAUAUUAACAGUACAAGUAUGCCGCGGACUGGAUACCUGAAUGUCAUGUGUACUCGCGAUUUCUAAUGGAUUAUAACACCGUUUGAAAGCAUCUUGUAUGAUUGUCUGUCAUUAGGAUACAUGUGUGAGCCAUGGAAAAGAACAAGAUCAACGGCGCCUCUCUGCAGCUGGAAGACUACGGCGCCACGUCCAAACGCCAGUCGGAGGACAAGGUGAAGAUCGUGGAUGAAGAUGUGCUGGCUUCUAUGUCACAAGACAAUCUCAGCGACUCGAAGUAUCUGGGGAACUUGGGAUGCUACUUCAAAGAUGAAAGGAGGAAAAUCGAUUUCGUGAUUGUGUACGAGGACUCCCUGGACAAGAAACUUGGGGUGAAACCUGCCGAGGAGAAACAUGUACAAUGGCGAGAGAAGUUCAUGCGCAAUAUACGGAAAGCUGGACUUGAAACGGAAGAGGAGAGCCUAGAGAGUGACAAGAAAAUUAUCAACUUUGUGAAAAUCCACGCUCCAUUCGAUGUCUGCUGCUGCUACGCGGAGGACCUCAGCAUGAGGGCGCCACUGCAGUAUUACAACUGUGCUCAUCUGUUAAACAUUACAACAAAGUAUUACAACUAUGCUCAUCUGUUAAACAUUACAACAAAGGCCCACCCGAACCCCAGCGACAACUGGUCGCAGAAGGUUCUGCGUGCGGUCCGCAUCCCAAACAUGAUGAGCCAGGACGUCCCCAACAGACCCCUCGACUACUACACCUGCCAGUUCAAGCGUUCCAAGCUCGACAAGUUCCUUGGCCAUGAGAACCACGACACGUUCUUCUCGUCGACUCAGAGGAGCCAGAUGGUGUGGGAGAUCCUGUCCACCGCCACGUACGGCAAGAAGAAGAAGGCCGAGAUCGGAGUGGAGAGAAUGAUUGAGGAAGACACAUUUGUUGCAGCGUUUCCCCUACAUGAUGGUCCCUGGGAGAAACCGAAGCACUAUGUUGCCCCCGAGGAGUUGAACCAGAGACAGGUGUUGUCCCGGUACUGGGCGCGGUGGGGCGUGUGGUUCAAGUACCAGCCGCUCGACCACAUCCGAGAAUACUUUGGGGAGAAGAUCGGCAUCUACUUCGCCUGGCUGGGUUUCUACACAGCGUGGCUACUCCCGGCUUCAAUUGUUGGUGUGAUAGUCUUUCUCUAUGGCUGCUUGACUAUGAACACUAAUAUCCCAGCUGUGGAGGUGUGUACGAGUGCGGAGAAGUACAAGAUGUGCCCCCUGUGUGACGAGGACAUCGGCUGUGAGUACUGGUACUUGUCUGACGUGUGCCUAUUUGUGAAGAUUGCCUACCUGUUUGAUCACCCGGGGACCGUCUUCUACGCUGUCUUCGUCUCUUUCUGGGCUGUGACAUUUUUGGAAUACUGGAAGAGAAAGAAUGCCAGCUUAGCUCACCACUGGGACGUGCUGGACUUUGAGGAGGAAGGGGAGCGCCCCCGACCUGAGUAUGCUGCCAAGGCCCCUGAGUUCAAGGAGAACCCGAUCACUGGGGUGAAGGAGCCCUACUUUAACCCUCGGGACCGAAUACCGAGGAUACUUUCUGGCAUGGCUGUCAUUGUCAUAAUGAUGGUGCUUGUCAUCGUGUUCAUCAUCGCUGUGAUCAUGUAUAGGGUGCUUGUGAGCAUCCCACUGUUCGAGAACAAGGCGCUGCGGUCGAAAGCGUCCAUGAUUGCCAGCUUGUCUGCUGCCGUAGUCAACUUGCUGCUUAUUAUGGCGCUCGGCAGGGUGUACGAAAAACUGGCUUUAAAACUCACACAGUGGGAGAUGCAUCGAACUCAGAGCGAAUUUGAAGACCAGCUGACAUUUAAAGUGUUCAUUUUCCAAUUCGUCAAUUUCUACUCCUCCAUCAUCUAUAUUGCUUUCUUCAAAGGAAGAUUUGUUGGCUACCCAGGCCAUUACAGCCGAUUGUUUGGCUUGAGGAGUGAAGAGUGUAACAAUGGAGGCUGUUUGAUUGAGUUAGCCCAGCAGCUGGGCGUCAUCAUGAUUGGUAAACAGAUGAUAAACAACGCACAGGAAGUGUUAGUGCCGAAAAUGAAAACAUGCUGGCAUCGGUUUAAGGCAAGGAUAGACAGCAACGCCAUGCAGACUCGGUGGGAGGAGGAUUAUAAACUCAUCGAGAAUGAGGGACUGUUCCAGGAGUACCUUGAGAUGGUCCUACAGUUCGGCUUCAUCACCAUCUUCGUUGCUGCCUUCCCACUGGCGCCAUUGUUUGCCCUCCUCAACAACUGGGUGGAGAUACGCCUUGAUGCCAACAAGUUCGUGAGUGAGACGCGUCGCCCUGUGGCUGAGCGGGCGGAGGACAUUGGGGUGUGGUUCCAGAUCCUCGAUGCCCUGGCACAGUUAGCCGUCAUCAGCAAUGCCUUCCUUAUAGCUUUCACGUCGGAGUUCCUGCCACGAUUGCUGUACCAGUACGAGUACAACUGGUCUCUUAGUGGCUACACCAAUUUUACACUGUCGACAUCGCCGAACGGGACAAUGAAUGAAAUCUGCAGAUACAAAGACUUCCGAGAUCCUAAUGGGGAGUAUUCCUUAUUUUACUGGCGGCUCUUGGCAGUCAAGUUAGGAUUUGUUAUCUUGUUUGAGCAUGUCGUGUUCGGCAUCUGCCGGAUGAUUGACAUCCUGGUGCCGGACGUGCCCGAGGCGCUGGAACUGAAGAUCAAGAGAGAGCGCUACCUGGCCAAACAAGCCCUGGCUGACACAGCCACCAUAAUGAUGAUGGCUGCUGGACAAGAAGAGGACGAAGGUGACGCCGCCCCGGAGAACGUGGAAAUAACUCUCCCCGAGAAAUCUGUGUAAUGCUUGGGUCGAGCGAUCUCAACACAUUAGGUUCUCAUUUAAACAACAAUCCACCUUAACCACUCGUUUUUUGUGUGUUGAUUUAAUACUGCUUUUUUCAUAUCCCUCUCAUGAAAGGCACACACACUGUUAUUGAUUUUGUUCCUGAAGAAAAAAGAUUUUAUUACCUCUUAAUGGAACCCAUGUUGCAGAUGACCUUAGGAAAAUGGAGGUCAGGCAGCUUGGGAGAAGGUGAUCUCAGAUAUCUUCUAGUUUCAUUUGAAAACUUCAGUCACUGCUACCUCAGGAGCAAACUGAACAAAUUUAAAAUAAAUAUUUUCUUCCUCUUUAAUUUUCCUACUUGAUCGAUGUGCCUUUAAUGUCGGUUUAAUCCAUUUCUUUCCAUGUUCAGAAAUACUUAAUUCUUUGAAGUUUGACUUUCUUCUUGAACCAAGAAAUCCCACCCAAGUUGUAACAGAUUGUUACAAUGUGUCCAUGUCAUCACUGUGAUGGCUCGAGUUGGACAGGUUACCUUACCUGAAUGUUUCUCAAGAAACAGGUGCUUGUUUCCUAGGCUAGAUAUUAAUAACAACAGUUUUACAGUAUUACAAAUCCCGUUUCUCAAUUAUCAAAUUUGAAGAAAAAGAAAUAUUGUUAAAAAAACAACCUAAAGUAAUUUC